AUGCUCAUCAAAGUCCGAACACUGACCGGCAAGGAAAUCGAGCUUGAUAUCGAGCCCGAGUACAAAGUAUCGCAAAUCAAAGAAAAGGUCGAGGAGAAAGAGGGUAUACCACCUGUACAACAACGUCUUAUCUUUGGCGGGAAGCAGAUGGCCGAUGACAAGACGGCCGCGGAGUAUGAUCUCGAGGGGGGAGCGACGCUACAUUUGGUUCUUGCGCUUAGAGGGGGGUGUUAG
Molecule: messenger RNA, 234 nt
Organism: Lachnellula hyalina
Lineage: Eukaryota; Fungi; Ascomycota; Leotiomycetes; Helotiales; Lachnaceae
Gene: ubl1
Product: Ubiquitin-like protein
Exons: 4
Coding region: 1-234 (77 amino acids)
Biological process (GO): regulation of proteolysis; protein neddylation; modification-dependent protein catabolic process
Cellular component (GO): cytoplasm; nucleus
Molecular function (GO): protein tag activity; ubiquitin protein ligase binding
Source: RefSeq, a predicted model, not a curated record